AUUGGUUCCUGCUGUGGCGGCUGCAUGUGAAACGUGUGUGUGUGUGUGGAUUUAGAGCAGACUGAGGCCGAGCUGUUUCAAUGGCCGUGAUGUUAUGCUAAAGUAAUCUCAAAACCAAGGUUUCCCGAAUGGAUAGUUAAUGGUAGGCCUUCGCAGAUAUAUAAAAACAACCAACAAUGACUUUGCCAGAGGUCUUUACGUUGGUGUUAUUCUCCGGGAUGUUGGUUAUACGGCCGUUACCAACAUUAGCAUGGGACGCAGACUUGGAGCUUUUCGACCUAGUGGAGGAAAUCCCACAAACCUUCUACGAAUUCCUGUCUGUGAAUCACGAUGUAUCUUCCUCUGAGAUUAGGAAGGCAUAUAGAAAACUCUCUCUUACAUUACAUCCAGAUAAAAACAAAGAUGAAAAUGCAGAAACCCAGUUCCGACAGUUAGUUGCCAUCUAUGAGGUUCUUAAAGAUGAAGAAAGAAGACAAAGAUAUGAUGACAUCCUGGUUAAUGGGCUGCCAGAUUGGAGACAGCCUGUCUUCUACUAUAGACGUGUUAGGAAGAUGAGUAAUGGAGAGCUGGGCUUCCUCCUCUUCCUCAUUCUGACAGUGGGCCACUACGCAGUUAUAUGGUCCAUCUACCUUGAGAAGCAGUUGGAUGAACUUCUGACUAGGAAAAAGAGAGAGAAGAAGAAAAAACAAAGCAGUAAGAUAACAGAGGAGAUUAAGUCCUUGGCACAGGAAAAAAGUGAAAGAUCUGACAAGCCACACUGGCAUGACAUUUUGCCUCUGAAAUUAAGCAUUUGGUUAUACUAUUCUGUGAAGUCUCUCCCUCAUAUAAUACAGGAUGUAAAGCAGUAUUACAAAGAUUAUAAGGAAAUGAAAGUAAAAGAAAAGGAGGAGGCAGAAGCUCUGGCAGAGCAGGAAAUGCAGCAGAAAGAAAAACGGCCCAAGGUGAAGAAACCUAAAGUAGAGUUUCCAGCCUAUGAACCCAACACAGAUCCAGCUUUUGUGCCUGCAUAUGAUCAGGGAACAUCUAUUGAAGAUAUUGAAGAUCAAAUGGGUGACUGGUUAGAGGACAGAAAGCAGCAGCAGAAGAAGAAUGCUAAUGAGUGGACAGAGGAGGAUCUCAGCCAGCUCUCUCGCUGCAUGGCCAAGUUUCCUGGUGGAACACCGGGACGGUGGGAGAAGAUUGCUCAUGAAUUAGGCAGAUCAGUGACUGAGGUCACAGGAAAAGUGAAGCAAGUCAAAGACUGUGUCACCAAUACAUCAGGGUUGGUGAAGCUUUCAGAGCUAAAGAGCGGUACUGUGAUAGCAAAGAGUUCCAGAGCCAUCACAUUGGCAGACAGUCUGAUGACCCAGAGAGAGGAACCCUUAGAGCAGCAGCUGGAUGAUUUAGAAGAGCCUGUUGGGGGAGAGGACUCAGAAAGCAAAACCCUGAGAAGGCGACAAAGAAAGUCUGUAGCUGGAAGUGCUGGAGCAGUGGAGGAGAGAGUGAAAGGGCGCAGACAGAGGGAUUUUGACCCCACAGCUGUAGAUGAAGACAGUGAAGAUGAGAAAAAAACAUCAGCCCCUAAAGAAAAACCCAGUGCUGUGUCUGAUGACGUAUGGACACAGAACCAGCAAAAGCUCUUGGAGCUGGCAUUGCAGCAAUACCCACGUGGCACCACUGAACGCUGGGACAGGGUUGCUAAAGUGGUGCCUGGAAAAACCAAGGAGGAGUGCAUGUCCCGAUACAAACUGUUGGCAGAGCUGAUUCUGAAAAAGAAACAAGCCAAGAGCUGACUCCAGGUCCUCAGUAUUUCACCUCUCACCUGCUUAUAAUGUGCCUUAAUUAUGCAACCUGAAGUCCUGUUGUCAAUGUGCCAUAUUCAGCAAAGCCUGAAACUUCAGCAUUACUCAUUGGAGAAAUUCAUAUUUGAAUUAUCAUAUGAAACUGCCCAUUUAAAGAAAACAUUUUUAUUUAUUUUAGAAUCUUUUUGAGGUUGUAGAUUUUUUUGUUUCUCUAUGCAACCAGACAGUUUGAGGAGCAAAGAGUCACUUUUAAUGUUUGUUUUUCUUUCCUAUUUUGUCUUCUUGAAACAUUGUUUUUCAGAAGCACAGUGUGUUGUGCUGGAAUCUUUUAGGUCAUGUUACAACAUAAAGUAUUUGCAUACUGCAUUUAAGUUGU
Myxocyprinus asiaticus (Chinese sucker) is the source of this 2157-nucleotide messenger RNA. Its product is annotated as dnaJ homolog subfamily C member 1-like. The transcript has 12 exons. Gene Ontology annotation, cellular component: endomembrane system. The record is from RefSeq and is a predicted model, not a curated record. The coding region runs from base 177 to 1772 and encodes 531 amino acids. NCBI's taxonomy places the organism in Eukaryota, Metazoa, Chordata, Actinopteri, Cypriniformes, Catostomidae.